This is a messenger RNA of Teleopsis dalmanni, 468 nucleotides long. RefSeq lists its product as uncharacterized. Lineage: Eukaryota; Metazoa; Arthropoda; Insecta; Diptera; Diopsidae. The coding region runs from base 1 to 468 and encodes 155 amino acids. The transcript is spliced from 2 exons. The record is from RefSeq and is a predicted model, not a curated record.
AUGAAGUUCACGAAAAUUGAGGUAACUGGAGACUCUUCCUAUAUCAGUAAUGUGACAUAUUGGAUUGAUAAUGGCACUGCAAAUGCUGAUAUGUAUGUGAAGCGCACUCUAAACUAUGGUUUACGUGUUUUUGUGGAUCUUCAAAUGAAACUUGCUGAUUCAAAGAAAUAUCAAUCCUUGUUUUCAUAUGAUGUCGACGUCUGUAAAUUGUUGAAUGAAUUUUUUCGUGAAAGUUUAUUAAGAAGUUGGUACCGCAAUUUGUUGAAGUAUAGCAAUUUUAUGGAGAAUUGCCCAAUUAUGGAAGGAUUUUAUUACAUACGUAAGCUCGCAUUGGAGCCAAACAGUAUACCACCUUAUUUACGUUCAGGAGACUAUCGUUUAUGCUGUACUGCUUACUAUGGAAAACGAAACUCUAAGAAGCAAAGAUCUGUAUCAAAUCUUACAGCCUAUAUGCAAAUUUUAAGUUAA